AUUUCCGCCGCGUAGCCAAUACGUCACACCGAACGGUCCAAUACGCUCUUCUUAUUGGUCUUUGUGAAGGGUCACCAAAUCGACUAUUUCCGGUUUCUACUCCCUCUCUUUGCUUCUUCUCUUGUACAUCCGGGUUACUGUGCCUAUCGUGCGCUGUGCGUCCGGCGGCCAUUGCGGUUCUGGUGAAGAGGCGGGAGCGAGAGGCUUAAGACCGAGAUUCGGACAGAAAAGUUUGAGACACCAUGGCCGGGGUGUUUCCAUAUAGACCACAGGCACCGCCAAUGCCCGGCCCCCCAGGUGGAACACCGGACUACAUGUCUGAAGAGAAGCUGCAGGAAAAAGCACGAAAAUGGCAGCAGCUACAGGCAAAACGCUAUUCAGAGAAAAGAAAAUUUGGGUUUGUGGAUGCACAGAAAGAAGAUAUGCCUCCAGAACAUGUUCGCAAAAUUAUUCGUGAUCAUGGAGACAUGACCAACAGAAAGUUCCGACAUGAUAAGAGAGUUUACCUUGGAGCAUUGAAGUAUAUGCCACAUGCUGUCUUAAAGUUACUUGAAAACAUGCCCAUGCCUUGGGAGCAGAUCCGUGAUGUCCCUGUGCUGUAUCAUAUAACAGGAGCCAUCUCAUUUGUUAAUGAGAUUCCAUGGGUCAUUGAGCCUGUCUACAUAGCACAGUGGGGGUCAAUGUGGAUUAUGAUGAGGCGAGAAAAAAGAGACAGACGGCACUUCAAGAGGAUGAGGUUUCCUCCAUUUGAUGAUGAGGAGCCUCCACUGGAUUAUGCUGACAAUAUCCUUGAUGUUGAACCCCUGGAAGCCAUUCAGCUUGAACUGGACCCAGAGGAAGAUGCUCCAGUCACUGACUGGUUCUAUGAUCACCAGCCCUUAAGAGACAACAGAAAGUAUGUGAAUGGUACUACUUAUCAGCGGUGGCAGUUUACACUUCCGAUGAUGUCUACAUUAUAUCGAUUGGCUAAUCAGCUUCUGACUGACCUGGUUGAUGAUAACUACUUCUACCUGUUUGACCUAAAGGCAUUCUUUACCUCCAAAGCAUUAAACAUGGCUAUUCCUGGAGGGCCAAAAUUUGAGCCUCUUGUUCGUGACAUUAACCUGCAGGAUGAAGAUUGGAAUGAGUUUAAUGAUAUUAACAAGAUAAUUAUCCGACAGCCAAUUCGAACAGAAUACAAGAUUGCUUUUCCUUACCUGUACAACAAUCUUCCUCACCAUGUACAUUUAACCUGGUAUCACACACCAAAUGUGGUUUUUAUCAAAACUGAGGAUCCUGAUUUACCAGCAUUCUAUUUUGACCCACUGAUUAAUCCCAUAUCACACAGGCAUUCUGUAAAGAGCCAAGAGCCAUUGCCAGAUGAUGAUGAGGAAUUUGAAUUGCCAGAAUAUGUUGAACCAUUCCUUAAAGACACUCCUCUGUAUUCAGAUAACACCGCUAAUGGAAUUGCUUUACUUUGGGCUCCUCGUCCUUUCAACUUGCGUUCUGGUAGGACCAGGAGGGCUAUUGAUAUUCCUCUUGUGAAAAACUGGUACAGAGAGCAUUGUCCUGCUGGCCAGCCAGUAAAAGUCAGAGUAUCUUACCAGAAAUUGCUGAAGUACUAUGUGCUAAAUGCUUUGAAACACAGGCCUCCAAAAGCUCAGAAGAAAAGGUAUCUCUUCCGUUCAUUUAAAGCCACAAAAUUCUUUCAGUCGACAAAGUUGGACUGGGUGGAAGUAGGCCUGCAGGUUUGCCGCCAAGGCUAUAACAUGCUGAACUUGCUGAUUCACAGAAAGAACCUUAACUAUCUUCAUCUGGAUUACAAUUUCAAUUUGAAGCCAGUAAAAACGCUGACCACAAAGGAACGCAAAAAGUCUCGGUUCGGCAAUGCCUUCCAUCUUUGCCGCGAGGUCCUGCGUCUAACCAAACUAGUUGUGGACAGCCAUGUGCAAUACAGACUGGGGAAUGUUGAUGCUUUCCAGUUGGCAGACGGAUUACAGUAUAUUUUUGCCCAUGUGGGGCAGCUGACUGGAAUGUACCGUUACAAGUACAAACUAAUGAGACAAAUUCGCAUGUGCAAGGACCUGAAGCAUCUGAUCUACUACAGGUUCAAUACAGGUCCAGUUGGAAAGGGGCCUGGCUGUGGAUUUUGGGCAGCAGGCUGGAGAGUCUGGCUCUUUUUUAUGCGUGGUAUCACACCUUUGCUGGAAAGGUGGCUUGGAAAUCUGCUUGCUAGACAAUUUGAAGGUCGCCAUUCCAAAGGAGUUGCGAAAACUGUGACAAAACAGCGAGUGGAGUCUCACUUUGACUUGGAGCUCAGAGCUGCUGUUAUGCAUGACAUAUUGGACAUGAUGCCAGAGGGAAUCAAGCAGAACAAAGCCAGAACCAUCUUGCAGCACUUGAGUGAAGCUUGGAGAUGCUGGAAAGCUAACAUUCCCUGGAAGGUACCAGGUCUUCCAACACCCAUUGAAAACAUGAUUCUGCGAUAUGUAAAGGCCAAAGCGGACUGGUGGACAAAUACUGCGCAUUACAACAGAGAACGUAUUAGACGUGGUGCCACUGUCGACAAAACUGUGUGUAAGAAGAAUCUGGGCCGUCUGACUCGUUUGUACUUGAAAGCAGAACAAGAGAGACAGCACAACUACCUGAAGGAUGGGCCUUACAUUACUGCAGAGGAGGCAGUUGCUGUGUACACUACCACUGUCCACUGGCUAGAGAGUAGGAGGUUUUCUCCAAUUCCUUUUCCUCCUCUUUCCUACAAACAUGAUACAAAACUACUCAUUCUAGCACUUGAGAGACUGAAAGAAGCAUACAGUGUGAAGUCGCGUUUGAAUCAGUCUCAGAGGGAAGAAUUGGGUUUAAUCGAACAGGCGUAUGACAACCCUCACGAAGCUCUGUCCAGAAUCAAGCGUCACUUGCUCACCCAAAGAGCUUUCAAGGAGGUUGGAAUAGAGUUUAUGGAUCUCUACAGCCACCUUGUUCCUGUUUAUGACGUGGAACCACUGGAAAAAAUUACUGAUGCCUACCUGGAUCAGUACCUGUGGUAUGAAGCAGAUAAAAGAAGGCUUUUCCCUCCAUGGAUCAAGCCUGCAGAUACAGAGCCACCUCCCUUGUUGGUCUACAAGUGGUGCCAAGGCAUAAAUAACCUGCAGGAUGUUUGGGACACCACAGAAGGUGAAUGCAAUGUGAUGCUGGAGUCACGCUUUGAAAAGAUGUAUGAAAAGAUUGACUUGACUCUGCUGAAUCGUCUGCUGCGUCUAAUUGUUGAUCACAAUAUUGCUGAUUACAUGACUGCAAAAAACAACGUUGUGAUAAAUUACAAGGAUAUGAACCACACAAAUUCCUAUGGCAUUAUUCGUGGUCUCCAGUUUGCUUCGUUUAUUGUCCAGUACUAUGGUCUGGUGAUGGAUCUUCUGGUUCUUGGUUUACACAGAGCUAGUGAAAUGGCUGGGCCACCACAAAUGCCAAAUGACUUUCUAAGUUUCCAAGAUGUGGCAACAGAAUCGGCCCAUCCUAUCCGCCUGUUUUGUCGAUACAUUGACCGCAUUCACAUUUUUUUCAGAUUUUCAGCUGAUGAAGCCAGAGACCUUAUUCAGAGAUAUUUAACAGAACAUCCAGAUCCCAAUAAUGAGAAUAUUGUGGGCUACAACAAUAAAAAGUGUUGGCCAAGGGAUGCCAGAAUGCGCCUCAUGAAACAUGAUGUAAAUCUGGGCCGUGCAGUGUUUUGGGAUAUAAAAAAUAGACUGCCUCGUUCUGUCACCACUGUGCAGUGGGAGAACAGUUUUGUGUCUGUGUACAGUAAAGACAAUCCAAACCUGCUGUUUAAUAUGUGCGGCUUUGAAUGCCGCAUACUUCCCAAAUGCCGCACAAGCUAUGAAGAGUUUACGCACAAGGAUGGUGUCUGGAACCUGCAAAAUGAAGUGACCAAAGAACGCACAGCUCAGUGCUUCUUAAGAGUUGAUGACGAGUCCAUGCAGAGAUUUCACAACAGAGUCCGUCAAAUUCUUAUGGCUUCCGGGUCCACAACCUUUACAAAAAUUGUGAACAAGUGGAAUACAGCACUUAUUGGCCUAAUGACUUAUUUCCGUGAGGCUGUGGUCAACACCCAAGAACUACUUGAUCUGCUGGUGAAAUGUGAGAACAAAAUCCAAACAAGAAUAAAGAUUGGGCUGAACUCUAAAAUGCCAAGCAGGUUCCCGCCUGUUGUUUUUUACACACCAAAGGAACUUGGAGGUUUGGGCAUGUUGUCCAUGGGACAUGUUUUAAUUCCACAGUCUGACCUAAGGUGGUCUAAGCAGACAGAUGUUGGCAUAACCCAUUUCCGUUCUGGCAUGAGUCACGAGGAGGAUCAACUGAUUCCUAAUCUGUAUCGUUACAUUCAGCCUUGGGAAAGUGAGUUUAUAGACUCUCAGAGAGUCUGGGCUGAGUAUGCCUUAAAGAGGCAGGAGGCGAUUGCUCAAAACAGACGCCUGACGCUUGAAGACUUAGAAGACUCAUGGGACAGGGGAAUUCCACGUAUUAAUACACUGUUUCAGAAAGAUCGGCACACACUUGCUUAUGACAAGGGUUGGAGAGUUCGCACAGACUUUAAACAGUACCAGGUGCUGAAACAAAACCCGUUCUGGUGGACACAUCAGCGUCAUGAUGGAAAGCUAUGGAAUCUGAACAACUACCGCACAGAUAUGAUUCAGGCCCUUGGAGGGGUGGAGGGUAUACUGGAGCACACGCUAUUUAAAGGCACUUACUUUCCCACAUGGGAGGGUCUUUUCUGGGAAAAGGCCAGCGGCUUUGAAGAAUCAAUGAAAUGGAAGAAACUGACCAAUGCUCAGCGUUCUGGUUUAAACCAGAUACCAAACAGAAGAUUUACACUUUGGUGGUCUCCCACAAUCAACAGAGCCAACGUCUAUGUUGGAUUCCAGGUGCAACUGGAUUUGACUGGGAUUUUCAUGCAUGGCAAGAUUCCUACAUUAAAAAUCUCAUUGAUUCAGAUAUUCAGGGCCCACUUGUGGCAAAAGAUUCAUGAAAGCAUUGUCAUGGAUUUAUGUCAGGUGUUUGAUCAGGAGCUGGAUGCUUUGGAGAUUGAGACUGUGCAGAAAGAGACCAUCCACCCUAGGAAGUCCUAUAAGAUGAACUCGUCCUGUGCUGAUAUUCUGCUCUUUGCCUCCUACAAAUGGAAUGUGUCUCGUCCCUCCUUGCUUGCUGACUCAAAGGAUGUAAUGGACAGCACAACCACCCAGAAGUACUGGAUUGAUAUACAGCUGAGAUGGGGUGACUAUGACUCCCACGACAUUGAAAGAUAUGCACGUGCCAAAUUUUUGGAUUAUACAACAGAUAACAUGAGUAUCUAUCCCUCACCUACUGGUGUUCUUAUUGCCAUUGACCUUGCCUAUAACCUGCACAGUGCAUAUGGAAACUGGUUCCCAGGGGGAAAGCCUCUAAUACAGCAAGCAAUGGCAAAGAUAAUGAAGGCAAACCCUGCCCUCUACGUGCUGCGGGAGCGCAUCCGUAAAGGAUUACAGCUUUACUCUUCUGAGCCCACUGAGCCUUACCUGUCUUCUCAGAACUAUGGGGAACUCUUCUCCAAUCAAAUCAUCUGGUUUGUGGAUGACACAAAUGUAUACAGAGUCACCAUCCACAAGACCUUUGAAGGUAACCUGACAACCAAGCCAAUCAAUGGAGCCAUUUUCAUCUUUAAUCCCAGGACUGGCCAGCUCUUCUUAAAAAUUAUUCAUACUUCUGUGUGGGCUGGACAGAAGAGAUUGGGUCAGCUGGCCAAAUGGAAAACUGCAGAAGAAGUAGCUGCAUUGAUUCGAUCUCUUCCAGUUGAGGAGCAGCCGAAACAAAUCAUUGUCACCAGGAAAGGCAUGUUGGAUCCACUCGAGGUGCACUUGCUUGACUUCCCAAACAUUGUCAUCAAAGGAUCAGAAUUACAGUUGCCUUUCCAGGCCUGUCUGAAGGUGGAGAAAUUUGGUGAUCUGAUCUUAAAGGCUACAGAGCCUCAGAUGGUUCUGUUCAAUCUAUAUGAUGACUGGCUGAAGACGAUCUCUUCAUACACGGCAUUCUCUCGAUUAAUUUUAAUUCUAAGAGCCUUACAUGUCAACAAUGACCGUGCAAAAGUGAUCUUGAAACCUGACAAGACCACUGUCACAGAGCCCCAUCAUAUCUGGCCCACACUGACAGAUGAGGAAUGGAUUAAGGUUGAAGUUCAGCUAAAGGAUUUGAUUUUAGCAGAUUAUGGAAAGAAGAACAACGUAAAUGUGGCCUCACUGACACAGUCUGAAAUCAGAGACAUCAUUCUGGGUAUGGAAAUUUCUGCUCCAUCCCAGCAAAGGCAGCAGAUUGCAGAAAUUGAAAAGCAAACAAAAGAACAGUCUCAGCUCACUGCUACUCAGACGCGCACUGUCAACAAACACGGAGAUGAGAUUAUCACAUCUACCACCAGCAACUACGAAACACAGACGUUCUCUUCAAAGACUGAGUGGCGAGUCAGAGCAAUAUCUGCUGCCAACCUUCACCUCCGAACCAAUCACAUCUAUGUAUCGUCUGAUGACAUUAAGGAAACUGGAUACACCUACAUAUUGCCCAAAAAUGUGCUUAAGAAAUUCAUUUGCAUCUCUGAUCUUAGAGCACAGAUUGCUGGUUACCUGUAUGGUGUGAGCCCCCCAGAUAAUCCCCAAGUGAAGGAAAUCCGUUGCAUUGUUAUGGUGCCCCAGUGGGGAACUCAUCAAACUGUCCACCUGCCAAGCCAGCUGCCCCAACAUGAAUACCUUAAGGAAAUGGAGCCAUUAGGAUGGGUUCACACUCAGCCAAAUGAGUCCCCACAGUUGUCACCUCAAGAUGUCACCACCCAUGCCAAAGUAAUGGCUGACAAUCCUGCCUGGGAUGGAGAGAAAACCAUAAUCAUUACUUGCAGCUUUACUCCAGGUUCAUGCACGUUAACCGCUUAUAAACUGACUCCCAGUGGUUAUGAAUGGGGACGGCAAAACACAGAUAAAGGAAACAAUCCCAAGGGCUACUUGCCAUCGCAUUAUGAGAGGGUCCAGAUGCUGCUGUCUGAUCGCUUCCUUGGGUUCUUCAUGGUGCCAGCACAAGCGUCCUGGAACUACAACUUCAUGGGUGUGAGACAUGACCCAAACAUGAAAUAUGAGUUACAGCUGGCCAACCCGAAGGAGUUUUACCAUGAAGUACACCGGCCAUCGCAUUUCCUAAACUUUGCUCUGCUGCAGGAGGGUGAGGUGUAUUCGGCUGACCGGGAAGAUCUGUAUGCAUAAAUCUUCUAUAAGAAUAUUCCCAAGGGCUUGGGUCACGGUUGAUAUUCAACAUUAAGUGAUUGAGCCCCUAUUGACAGCAGACACCUCUUAGUCGUUCCUCGUGAGGCUAUUAGUGCUUUGCUUCACUUCAUAUUUUGUCCAGUUUUUUCCUGCUGCAUCUGUGUAGCAAUUGUUUGAACAACUUCAUUGUUAAUAUCUGUGGAAGCCUUUAGGCUCUGUAUUUACCGAUAUUGAUUUCUUUUUUUUUUUUUUUAAUAAAUAUUUGUUCACACAGUG
Molecule: messenger RNA, 7526 nt
Organism: Xenopus tropicalis (tropical clawed frog)
Lineage: Eukaryota; Metazoa; Chordata; Amphibia; Anura; Pipidae
Gene: prpf8
Product: pre-mRNA processing factor 8
Exons: 43
Coding region: 243-7250 (2335 amino acids)
Biological process (GO): mRNA splicing, via spliceosome
Cellular component (GO): nuclear speck; nucleus; spliceosomal complex
Molecular function (GO): U6 snRNA binding; U5 snRNA binding; RNA binding
Source: RefSeq, a predicted model, not a curated record